GCUGAUGACAAUUUGGAGAUCAAGAAGUCAUUAAAUAUCAAUAUGGGAAAACAAUCAGUUAAAGACAAAUCAAAAGUGCUAUUUUACAACACCAGGAACUCAAACACAACGAUUAACACACUAACAAAAACAUAUUCUGGUAUAUCUCAAUCAUGUACUAAAAGCUUGAUAAUGCAAUUGAAGAAAAAACUACCAGAAAACACGUAUUAUGAAGACAACGGUAUAUUAAAACGUGACUUGAGCAUAGAAACAGAUGUGUGUAUUUUACGACGUUAUUAUAAACAGAACAAAAAUAAAAUACAGAAUAAACCAACAUCAUCAGCAAGGUCUAAAUAUUCAAUAAACAACACUGAAGUCAAUACAGCUACCGAUUUAAGGGCUGAUACUAGUGCCUGUGGAGACAGCGAACCUAAAACAGAAAAUACACAAUUAAAUGUAGAUCUCACUACACUUGUUGUUGAUAAUCUGAAAACGUUACUAAAUGAGUGGAUAAGAAAUUACCUCCUUGAGAAUGAUGAGACAAAACAAAAAAUAGAAACUGUAUUAGAUUCUAUUUUGCAUAAAGUGGAACUUGAACAUUCAUCAUCCUCUUGUACUUAUAAUCUCGAUAUUAAAGUUAAAAGAGAUGCAUUUAACGAUAAUGCAACUGUUACUACAAUAUCAGAUCGUAACAAAAUAUCAUCGCUAACAGUACCUCUAACUGGAAAUCAAUUAAAACUAAUAUCAACUCUAAGUGUACCCAAGAAAAUAUCCCCGAAGAGAAAGAAGAAAAUAACACGGUUCCUUCAAGAUAAUGAUAAGAAAUCAAGCAAAUUAAAUUUAAAAUCGUCUCACUAUAAUGUUUUAGAAAUAACAACAGAAUCUUUUACAAAAAGAUUUGCUACUUAUCAAAAUAAUGAAAACAUAAAUCAAAUAUUUGAAUACAAAACCUUAAAUUUUAAGCCACAAUCAUCCCAGACAACAAUAAGCUCAGAACGAUGUCUUAAAAAGAAAGAUAUUGAUAUUAAUGAAGAAUAUCUCAAACGUUCUUUGAGAUAUGGUGACUAUGAAAAUAGAGAUAACAAAUUUAAAGAUAAAAUAGACAAUUCUAUAUAUCAUAGAGAAAGUAAGAUAUCUUCUAAUUAUUUUAUAAAAGACAAGAAUAACCCUUUAAUAGCUACUCAUUUGACAAAAUAUAAAUCUUCAGAAAUAAACACACCAACUUUUCGAAUACCCAGAAAAGACAGUAAACGGAGAAGAAAUGCAAGAGCCAGAAGAAAAUUAUUGAACAAACCCACUGUCAAGAAAAUUAAAACAAAAAGGUUUGCAUUUUAUUAUAGAAAGUCUACAAAUCGUGUAACCCAACAAAAGGCAUUCAUAAAACAUGUAAAAAAAAUAUACAAUUAUUUUGAGAAAUGUGAACAUGUAAGUAAUUUAAAAAUCAAUAUUCAAGUGAAUGUCUUUCCCAAACCGUCAACAGAAAAUGAUUUUUCAUCAGUUAUUUCACAAGAGGAAAUUAGUAAAUAUGAUGAAGAGACAAAAAUUCUAUUCAACGUCAAAUCUAAAAGAUCCAAUGCCGGAACGUCUCAAAUAAAUGUUGAGUGUAACAAAACUAAUGUACACUAUUCAAAUGAACAUGUUAAAAUUAUUUCUCUGCUCGAUGGAGCAGUUAGCCAUACAAAAUAUAUAGCGAGUAAUCCAACAAAUGAAUGUGUUGGAUUGGAUGACACUAAAGAAAAUAAAAAUAUUGAUACUUCUGGCUUUGAGAUUGUACAAGACAUAGGAGAAAUCAAGAAUAUAAUCAAAGAUUUAUCUAGUCUAGCAAAAAGUAUAGUAAAAGAGCACCUAAGUGAGAAAUAUCAAGUAGAAAGUGGUAUUAUUAAACUCAAUACUAAAGCGAGUAAAUUAAAUGAAUCACACAACAUCAAAACCAUCGAAAAAGAAGAAAGUUCCAAAGAAUCGAAAGGAAUACAAUGUUCAACUUAUGAAACAAAUGAUGAUUCUUCAGGUUUGAAACUUAAAAAAGGACCAAAGAAUAAAGAAUCAGGCAACGAAGAAUUAAAUGCACGUUUGACAAGAAAGAGUACUUCAUACCGCAUUAUAGAAAGCGAAUCGAUCCUAAAGGUUCACGACAUGACGUCUGCCGCUCAAGUUGACGAAGAAAUAACGGACCAAUUUACAGAUAAAGCAUUGACAUGUUCAUUACCGAAAUCUAAAUCAUUGUUCGAAAUAUCAACGGGGGCGAACAAUCAGAAUUUAGUUGCGUUUUAUUGUGACGAAUGUUUUAAGCCUACAAAGUGUAUGUACGAAGCCGGUACACACAAUAUUCCAUUUACGUCACAAAUGUGUUCAUUUUGCCCGCACCCGGGACAUAUGUCUACUGUAAAAUAUUGCAGCAGAGAAUGUUUGGAUGAUGAAUUAAAUAGCCCUCUAUUAAUUCAGUGCAGUAAUAAAAACUGUAAGAAUAUGCAACGCACUGAAUCGGAUUGUGAUAAUGAUUGUGAUGAUAUAAACUCAUGUUCAACAGUAUGUAUAGAAAUAGAGGAUAAUCCUUGUGAUAAAAAAUUUAUCGUCCGCAAGAGAAGUGUUAGUUUUACGGAAGGCUGCGUGUACUGCACUGUACUUUGGAUUCCGGUUUUAAUAAUAUCGUGGUUUUUCUAUGUCUACACUUUAAAAGAUUUUAUUGCGUCUAAACAAAAGACGGCUCGUUUCUCUUCGGUAACGACGUCAUCGACUCCUUUUCCAAUAUCACUUGUUGAUUUAGGUUUUUAA
Messenger RNA from Colias croceus (clouded yellow), 2751 nucleotides. RefSeq lists its product as uncharacterized. Bases 43 to 2751 code for a protein of 902 amino acids. NCBI's taxonomy places the organism in Eukaryota, Metazoa, Arthropoda, Insecta, Lepidoptera, Pieridae. The transcript has a single exon. The record is from RefSeq and is a predicted model, not a curated record.